This is a messenger RNA of Penaeus chinensis, 4529 nucleotides long. RefSeq lists its product as uncharacterized. The transcript has a single exon. Gene Ontology annotation, molecular function: nucleic acid binding. Lineage: Eukaryota; Metazoa; Arthropoda; Malacostraca; Decapoda; Penaeidae. The record is from RefSeq and is a predicted model, not a curated record. Bases 3450 to 3917 code for a protein of 155 amino acids. Gene Ontology annotation, biological process: DNA integration.
UUUUUCUUGCAACUUAGUAAGGUGAUUGACAAACGUAUUAUUAUCCUUCUUUAAUAUAGUUUCAAAAACACAUCAUGAUGUUUAAAUGGAACAAUAAGAAGCACAAUAUCAAGGCGAAAGAAGAGGCGAAACCAGACGAGGCGGUCAUGAUCGUCGCCCAAACAGUGAUACCCAAGCAGGGUUGCCAACGCCACCCACCACAAUGGACAUCGUAGCCCUUUUAUGCUGGAUGGAGGAACGAUGUGCAGAGGACGAAGAACGCAGACGUCGGGACGAGGAACGUCGUCGUCAGGAGGACGUGGAGCGUCGACGUCAGGAAGACGAGGAACGUUGUCGUCUCGAAGGGGAUCGUCGUCUUCUGGAAGAAGAGCGUCAUCGCCUCGAAGACGAGCGACGAAUACAGAGGGACUGAUGUGCAGAAGAGGAGGCAGCGCGAUGUCAUAACUUCAUAUCACAGCUCUGUAUCCCGUGCCCACCCACCACUGAGCAAACUGCUCAGUCGCCACCACUCCAUAGCUCACCUUCCACCCCCCCCCCUCUCCCCACUUCAUCAACCAUGUACACCGAAAGCGAUUGUCAACCCCCCUCCGACCCUCCUUCCGGAUGCGCCCAUUCAGGUAUUCAAGGAAUGGAGACACAAGUGGGAAGAUUAUUAUACAGUGGUCGAUACCCCCACCUUGCCACUCAACAAACAGCUGAUCCAGUUACGCAUGUGUCUCUCCCUCGUGACCCAACGCGUGUUACACAGCAAACUCCAUAUCUUCCCGGACAAUACAAUUCCUCUCAAGGACAUGCUGGCAAAUUGGAGACACACAUCAGAGCUCAAACCAACGGGGCACUACGCAGAUGUGAGCUCUUCAGUUGUAAGCAGAUGGUAACAGAGACAUUUAAUUACUUUUAUGUCAGGAUCAAAUAUGUAGCGAGGCAAUCGAAAUCUGCAAAGGAAACUGCAAGAACUGUGAGGAGACACAACUGAAACGAGUUUAUUAACACCUCAUCACCCUAGCACCCACCAGCUCAUUGUAUGUAGUAGUAAAUGCUAUGCAUAUGUAGCAGCCCACAAUACUGCAUCAGUAAUCACGGCACCUCCCACUGGUAUAAGAGCCACGUCCAGGUACAAGAAGGACAAGACAAAUUUCCACAAGUCUCAAAUCAGCAGACGGUCUGUUAAGACUGCAGGAAAAAAGAUCACUGGCCUAGAUAACAUAAUGGACAUUAUGACCAGUGCUGCCCUGUAAAGAAGCCACAUCUUCACAAACAGAGAGGGAAACUAACUCUCUAGGCCAAUACAGGGAAGAUGCGACAUGCAAGUAAUUCCAGCAACAGUCAGCACUCUAACCAAAUUAAGAGAGUAGGCUCCUCUUCUCGAGCCAUGACUAAGCCCCCACAACCUGUUGAUGUCACCAUUACCUAUGGUGAUGCAAAAACUAUCAUUGCUUCCCGACACUGGUGCAGAUAUCACCAUCACAGGCCUAAACCAUUUGCAUCACCUUGGACUGUUAAGACAUGAUCUCCAGCCACCAGGAGUUGCUGAGCACUUCACAGCUGCUGGCUCAUCAAUGGUCCCAGUCCUUGGCUUAACACACAAAUCACUCUCGGGUCCAAAACUACGACGACAUAAAUUGAUGUGUAUGAAAAUGUGUCAACCCCAUUGCUGCCCUGUCAAGAUUGCAAAAAGAUGGCGAUCAUCUCUAAAGAAUUCCCCAAACCAAUUGUCAAGGUAACCCACGUGAAUGCAGUGCGUGAAGUUGGUGAUAAUGUCAGUCCUGCAAGUGUGACACACAGCUCAACACACAAACUGGCAGAUGCCCCAACACCUAACAUGUCACUACUCUAGCAUUUUACCUAACUCUAGCUCCUUACAAGCUAGAGAGUACUUCCUAUCGGAAUUCCAAGAUGUGUUAGUGACCAAGGAGGGUCUCAAGACCAGGCCUCUUAAGAAGAUGAUUAGACCCCCAAUGAGGCUCUAUCUGCGAAAAAAUGCCAAACCCUUCACAAUUCACACCCCUCACUUGAUACCGUUUGCACUUCGGGAGUCAAUGAAAGCUGAAUUGGACACAAUGGUUGCCCAAGGUAUUAUCACUCUUGCAGAUGAAAAUCCAUCCCCAUGGUGACUUCCAUUAAUAGCCAUUGCCAAACCAAAUGGUGGCGUGAAGAUCACUUCAGAUCUUUUCAAGCUUAAUAGUCAAGUAUCAAGGCCAGCUCACCCCCCACCCACACCCUUUGAAGCAAUUCAUAGUGUGGAUCCAAAGGCAUAUUGGUACACCACAGUAAAAACUGCCGUCUGCCGUCUUGCUUUCUGCCGUCGAGGCGACCUGGCACUACAGGGCAUGACCAAUUUAGACAAAGUCGUGGUUGACGUCCAGAUUAACUGGCACACCUUCGUCACGUCGACGAAUUACUCUAUAGGUGCAAAAAAUAUGGUAUAACCAUCACUGCUGAGAAAUUCACCCUAUCAGCACCUUCAGUAUUCUUCUGUGGAUACAUACGACUGGCGGGAGGAAUAGAAGCUGAUCCUGAGAUGGUCAAGUCCAUAAGAGGCAUUGUAACUCCAGCCACCCUAACAGACUUAGGGUCUUUCUUGGGCUUCGUAAACCAGUUGGCUGAAUUCUCACCUGAAAUUUUCAGUGUGGUUCAACCUUUACGCCCCUUAAUGAGUCCCAAGCGAUCAUUUGUCAUGAUCAGGCUUUUAAAAGAAUGAAGGAGUCCCUCACAAGUCCACCUAUACUAGCAUCAUUCAACCACUCAUUCCCCACCAUCUUGCAAACAGUGGCUUUACGACUUCCCGAUAUAGGGUAUGCUUUGCUGCAAGACCAUGGGCAAGAACAAACGCGUUUACUCCAAUGUGGUUCCACAUUUUUAACAGAAACUGUUGGCUGCAGCCUGGGCUAUGACAAAAUGUAAAUUCUACCCUGGAGGAAUACAUUUUGAACUUUUGAAUCCUAGGCUGCAACGAUUUAAGGAGAAGUUAUCCCAUACCAGUUCUCAGCAACAUGGUGAGCAGGAAAGAAGCUCUGCAUUCCAGAUGCUUUGCCACGUAACCUGUUAGCAAUCCAAGCAAGGAAGAUGAUAUGCUGAACUGUGAGAUGAGUAUCUCCAUAAGACAUGUAAUAUUCAACACAUUACAGUCCCUCACCGACAGAUCAAGAGAAGCAGGUGAUAAGAUCAUGGAAGAUUUUCAAGUAGUUGAUCAUGAUCAGUAUAUAUCAGACUGCUGGAGUGUGUAAGAAAUGGAUUCCCACCGAACCUGUAUUCCCUCCAUAGCACGAUACUCCCUUAUUGGAAGCUUAGAGAAGACUUCUACUGUGAUGGAUAUUUAGUCCUCUAUGGAGCUCGUGUUGUAGUCCUGCUGUACUUCGCCAUACAGUAUUGGCUCCCCUCCAUGAUAGCCACCAAGGAGUAGAAGCUACCAAGAGACGUGUGAGAAACUGUGUUCUGGCCCGGCAUUAAUGCCGAUGUCAGCAAUAUCAUCCAAGCAUGUGAACCAUGCCAGGUUCUCCAACCAAGCCAACAGCAAGUUACCGGGAAUGUUUUCCUUGUUAUCGCCAACCGCCUCUCAGGCUGGCCUGUCGUCAUCUCAUGCAGCCAUGACACAACAUCACCUAGCACCAUACGCCAUUUUUUGCUAUUACUUCCGCGACCUACGUGUCCCUGUCCGACUGAGAAUUGACGGAGGGCCCCAGUUCAUGAGUCGCGAGUUUACAGCCUUUUUGGACCUUUGGGGAGUCCGACAUAUAGUCAUUUCGCCCCAUUACCCUCAAUCUAAUGGCCAUAUAGAGUCAGCAGUGAAGUCUGUAAAACACCUUAUCUUGAAGGUGACCUCAAAUGGUAAUAUAGAUUGUGAGGAAUUUGAUAGAAGCCUGCUUGAGCUCCGGAACACCCCAUAUUACACCGGACGCUCCCCAGCGCAUAUAUAAUAUGGCCACCCCCUUCGUUCUUGUGUGCCAUCCCACCCGGAGUCCUUCAAGAAGAAAAGGCAAGCAGUUCAAGAGGCAUGUGAUCAUCGUGCUGCUAAACGAGCUCAAGAUGUUGAGGAUCACUAUAAUCAGCAUGCUCGUCCCUUACCCAACUUGAAAAUCAGUGACCAGGUUCGCAUCCAGGACCCUGUGUCACUCUGCUGGGAUAAAGUUGGUGCAAUCCUAGGAAACGGCAGAUCUUAGGAUUAUCAGGGCAAAAUCCCAAGUGGCCGAAUAUGUACAAGGAAUCGACGAUUUCUCCGCCCUGUCUACUUUCCCCGUGACAUCCCAUACACUCCUUAUGAACCAUGCACCCCUACUAGCAACCCACUUUCUCGCUGCUCGGUGAGAAUUCGUCGACGUCAAGAAAUGUCUGCUCAAGACUUCGCAAUGAGCAUAAGUGAUAUGUAUAUAUAAAUGCCAGAUUCAGUAUUUGGAAACAUUGAUGUCAACUGGCAACUCCCAGCGCCUUCAGCGCUGAGUCAGUCACCGCAUGCAUGUCUCACAGGAUAUGGGUUCUUUGCUCUGCUCCUCCGUUUUGUAUCUGUUUUUAACCAACAAGAACCUACAAAU